CAGCGCCGCUGGACGGCUAAGCUUUGCCAACCAGAGAGCACCAGAGGCUUCCCCACCAGGGAUGGCCACCUCCUGCUCCUCCUCUCCAUCACUGGGCCCACUUCUGCUGCUGCUGCUGCUGCUCUCAGGCCAACCCUGGGUUGGGGCUGGGGCCCACAUGGAGGCCGUGGUAUGUGCGGGGACCGCCUGUUACACGGCACACUGGAGCAAGCUGAGUGCGGCUGAGGCCCAGGAGAACUGCAACUCCAACGGAGGCAACCUGGCCACAGUUAAGAGCGAAGAGGAGGCCCAGAUCAUCCAGCAGGCUCUGGCCCAGCUCCUGAGAUCUGAGGUGUCUCCGGCAAUGAGGACGCGCAAGUUCUGGAUCGGGCUGCAGAGGGAGAAGGGCAAGUGUUCCGAUUCCAACCUGCCACUGAAGGGCUUCAGCUGGGUGGGUGGUGGCGAGGACACGCUCUACACUAACUGGCACAAGGAGCUCAAGAGUUCCUGUAUCUCCAAGCGCUGCGUGUCCCUGAUGCUGGACCCGUCCAUGCCACCCCUGGCCAGCCGCCUGCCCAAGUGGUCUGAGAGCCCUUGCGGGAGCAGUGGCUCUCCCGGCAGCAACAUUGAAGGCUUCGUGUGCAAGUUCAAUUUCCAAGGCAUGUGCCAGCCUCUGGCGCUGGGGGGUCCUGGCCAGGUGAGCUACAUCACCCCGUUCCAGGCCACCAGCUCCACCUUGGAGGCUGUGCCCUUCGGCUCUAUGGCCAAAGUGGUCUGUGGCAACAGGACAGAGAGCCACGGUGAUUACCUGCUGUGCAAGGAGAAAGGGCUCCAGGUCUUCGAGUGGGACAAACCAGGCCCCCUGUGUGUCAGCCCCGAAUAUGGCUGUGGCUUUAACAACGGAGGCUGCCACCAGGAGUGUUUUGAGGGUGGGGAUGGGUCUUUCCGUUGCGGCUGCCGCCCAGGAUUCCGGCUGCUGGAUGAUUUGGUGACCUGUGCCUCCCGGAACCCUUGUAGUUCCAACCCCUGCACAGGGGAGGAGGCCACGUGUGUGCCCGAGCCCCAUGGGAAAAGCUAUGUUUGCCACUGCCCCCACGGCUACCGGCAGGACUCGAGUCAGAGGGGCUGUGUGGACGUGGAUGAGUGCCAGGACUCGCCCUGUGUCCAGGAGUGUGUUAACACCCCCGGGGGCUAUCGUUGCGAGUGCUGGGUGGGCUAUGAGCCCGGGGGCCCCGGGCAGGAGGCCUGCCUAGACGUGGACGAGUGCGCCUCGGGCCGCUCACCCUGUGCCCAGGGCUGCACCAACACUGAUGGCUCCUUCCACUGCUCCUGUGAGGAAGGGUACCUGGUUGGAGAGGACGGUACCCAGUGCCAGGACGUGGAUGAGUGUGCCAGCCCUGGGGGCAGCCCCUGUGACGGCUUGUGCUUCAACACUCCGGGCUCGUUCCACUGCGGCUGCCUGCCAGGCAGGGAGCUGGCCGCUGAUGGGGUCUCCUGCAUCAUGGUUCCUGUGUCUCCAGGACCGUCCUCUGAGCCUCCCCAGCAGGAAACCGAGCCAGGCAGAGAGGGAAGCACUGUGUCUCCUGCCCCCAUGUCCAAUGCCACCAGAGGGCCAGAGGGCACUUCCCAGGCAGCCCCGAAGGCAAGGAGCCCUCUGCUGCUGCUCAACCACUCCACCACCUGGGCGGCCUCCGGUGGGCUCCCUGGUGUCCAGUUGGAGCCUGUCAUCCAACACACCACAGUGGCAGCCGGCCAUGAUACGUCCAUUGGUGCAGACUCAGUGGCCACUCAAAGCGUCGAUGGUGGUGCUGAGGGGCAGAAGCUGCUCUUGUUCUACAUCCUGGGCACUGUGGUGGCCAUAGCUCUCCUGCUGGCCCUGGCCCUGGGGCUGCUGGUGUACCGCAAGCGGAGAGCCAGGAAGGAGGAGAUGAAGGAGAAGAAGAAGCCACAGAGCGCGGCUGAUGGCUACUCCUGGGUUCCGGAGAGAGCCGAGAGCAGGGCCACAGAGAAUCCGUACAGUCCGACACCUGGGACAGACUGCUGAUGGGGAGCUGGCCCCAGGGACACUUAACAAGUCAGCAGCCUGCCUCCUCCGCAUCCUGAGAGCUUUAACUCCCUGUGGGGAAGGAGGACCUGGGGCCUUCGGGAAGACUGGACUGGACUCUAAGCACUUGGCCGUGAACUUUCUCCUUGGAAACCUGGCAGCUAGGGAGCACACAGGGAUUUGUUCCAUGUGGAAGUGUUGGAGUGGAGAAAUCUGUUCAAGUUCAAAUCUGGCUGAAUUUAUGUUUUUUUUUCAUACCUGAAUCACAAUAGGACAAAUCAGGUGCUGUAUGGGCUCUUUCCACAGUUUCUUCGCUCAC
Ochotona princeps (American pika) is the source of this 2342-nucleotide messenger RNA. It is a transcript of the gene CD93, whose product is annotated as CD93 molecule. Lineage: Eukaryota; Metazoa; Chordata; Mammalia; Lagomorpha; Ochotonidae. The transcript is spliced from 2 exons. The coding region runs from base 62 to 2023 and encodes 653 amino acids. The record is from RefSeq and is a predicted model, not a curated record. Gene Ontology annotation, molecular function: calcium ion binding.